UCCUGCUGCUGGCGAUGCAAGGAGCUGUGGAGCAGUGAGGAGGUCAAGACUUGAAAGAAGACAAAAGCUGGCGCUGCUGAAGAUGAGCGCGGCGUUUCUCCUGCUCUUGGUGUCCACCGCCAACGUCGGGGCCGUGCUGGAAAAGGCUCUGCCGAGACGGGAAACACGGCGGCUCUCGUGUGUGCGAUGCUGCGGGCCUUCGGAGCAGCCCAUCUCCAUCAUCUCCUCCCGAUACACGAGGAUGAGCAGCGACCCUGCCUAUUCGGUACCCAAAGUCCAGCCCACUAUCGAUAUCACCAUCCUCAAAGGUGAGAAGGGCGAAAUGGGAGAGAAAGGGUACCCUGGAGCAGUUGGGAAGGAAGGAGAAAGAGGGUUGCGUGGCCUUAAUGGACGGAAGGGACAGAAAGGCCAGCCUGGCCCACAAGGCCACUCCUGCAAGCAGCUCUACGCUGCUUUCUCAGUGGGUCGGAGGAAAACCCUUCACAGCUCAGACUACUUCCAGCACGUCACUUUUGACACCGAGUUUGUGAACCUCUACAAGCACUUCAAUAUGUUCUCGGGGAAGUUCUUCUGCUAUGUGGCAGGAAUCUACUACUUCAGCCUCAACGUCCACACCUGGAAUUUCAAGGAGACCUACCUGCACUUGAUGAAGAAUGAGAAAGAGGUGGCCAUCCUCUACGCCCAGCCCAGUGAUCGGAGCAUCAUGCAGAGCCAGAGCCUCAUGCUGGACCUGCAGGAGGGAGAGGAGGUCUGGGUGAGGAUGUUCAAGCGGGAGCGAGAAAAUGCCAUUUAUAGCGAGGAGUCUGAUGUUUACAUCAUCUUCAAUGGCCAUUUAAUCAAGCCAGCUGUAGAGUAG
Messenger RNA from Tyto alba (common barn owl), 856 nucleotides. RefSeq names its product C1q and TNF related 8 (gene C1QTNF8). The transcript has 3 exons. The coding region runs from base 83 to 856 and encodes 257 amino acids. Gene Ontology annotation, molecular function: protein binding. NCBI's taxonomy places the organism in Eukaryota, Metazoa, Chordata, Aves, Strigiformes, Tytonidae. The record is from RefSeq and is a predicted model, not a curated record.